This is a messenger RNA of Manis javanica (Malayan pangolin), 1936 nucleotides long. RefSeq names its product stomatin like 1 (gene STOML1). The record is from RefSeq and is a predicted model, not a curated record. NCBI's taxonomy places the organism in Eukaryota, Metazoa, Chordata, Mammalia, Pholidota, Manidae. Gene Ontology annotation, cellular component: plasma membrane.
GCGGGGCGGUGUCGGGGGCGGUGUCGGGGCCUGCUGGGCAGGCCGGGAACCGCGCGGGGGCGCGGGGCGUGUCCCUUGUCAAGAGCCAUGCUCGGCAGGUCCGGGUACCGGGCCCUGCCUUUGGGGGACUUUGACCGUUUCCAGCAGUCGAGCUUCGGCUACUUGGGCUCCCAGAAGGGCUGCUUGUCCCCGGAGCGGGGCGGCGUGGGGCCGGGGGCCGAUGCACCUCAGAGCUGGCCCUCCUGCCUCUGCCAUGGCCUCAUCAGUUUCCUGGGGUUCUUGCUGCUGCUGAUCACCUUCCCCAUUUCCGGCUGGUUUGCCCUGAAGAUUGUGCCCACCUAUGAGCGGAUGAUCGUGUUUCGACUGGGCAGGAUCCGUACCCCUCAGGGGCCUGGCAUGGUUCUGCUCCUGCCCUUCAUUGACUCCUUUCAGAGGGUGGAUCUGAGGACCCGAGCCUUCAAUGUCCCUUCCUGCAAGCUGGCCUCUAAGGAUGGGGCUGUGCUCUCUGUGGGGGCCGACGUCCAGUUCCGCAUCUGGGACCCAGUACUGUCAGUGAUGACUGUGAAGGACCUGAACACGGCCACGCGCAUGACGGCCCAGAAUGCCAUGACCAAGGCCCUGCUCAGGAGGCCCCUGCGGGAGAUCCAGAUGGAGAAGCUCAAGAUCAGCGACCAGCUCCUGUUGGAGAUCAAUGAUGUGACCAGGGCCUGGGGGCUAGAGGUGGACCGCGUGGAGCUGGCCGUGGAGGCUGUGCUCCAGCCACCCCAGGACAACCCGGCUGGGCCCAGCUUGGACAGCACCCUCCAGCAGCUGGCCCUCCACCUUCUGGGAGGAGGAGGCUUGUCCUCAGUGGCAGGAGGGGCCCCAGCCCUGGAGCCAGCAGACACCUUGGAGAUGGUGAGUGAAGUUGGGCCGCCUGCCUCUCACGGCGGUGCUGGGCCCAGUCCAAAGCAGCCUGUGGCCGAGGGACUGUUGACUGCUCUGCAGCCCUUCCUGUCUGAGGCCCUGGUCAGCCAAGUUGGGGCCUGCUACCAGUUCAAUGUCAUCCUGUCCAGCGGCACCCAGAGCAUCUACUUCCUGGACCUCACCACAGGACAAGGGAGGGUGGGGCGUGGGGUUCCUGACAGCAUCCCUGAUGUGGUGGUGGAGAUGGCUGAGGCGGAUCUGCAGGCCCUGCUAUGCAGGGAGCUGCGGCCCCUGGGGGCCUAUAUGAGUGGGCGUCUGAAAGUGAAGGGCGACCUGGCUGUGGCCAUGAAGUUGGAAGCUGUCCUCAGGGCUCUGAAGUAGCAGCUGUGGCUGACAGUCCAUAGCUCAGCCCUCAGUCUGACACCAAGCCAGGGGGCCAUCUUGGAGGAGGAGGCACUGACGCUGCACCUUGGAUUAUUGAGGUUUAAGGAGUUUCCGGCCCAUCUGGGAGCUGAUGAAUGGAGGCUGUGAGAGGCUGAGUCAGCCGCCCUGCCCUUCUUAUCUACAGUGGUACUCUGGCUAAGCUUUUUGCCAUUCUAGGCCCCUGCUGAGUGCCCAGCCCUGAAGUGGGUAGACAGUGCAGUGACAGGAGAGCCAGGCCAGCUCUGCUCUGCUGGCUACCUGACUGGAGAGGCAAGGCCUCCAGAGACAAUCUAUAGCAGCUGGUUGGUCCCAGUGUGAAAGAGCAAAGCAUGCGGCUCAGGUUCCCAGCUCCAGAGGUGGGGAGCAGAGAGGCCGGGUGGGGGAGAGGGGGGGCGGCCACCUGGCCAGGCGAGUGGGGGGUGGGGAUGGCCGAGAGUGGGCCUGCCCCUCCCCUGGCCCUGGUCCUGAAGAUGUCUGACUCAUCUACCAGCUCCAGCUUGCAUGCCUGCUGGGCUGGGGCCCAGGGCAGCAUGAAGGAGAGGCCCUGCCAUUCCUGUGCUUUUUACCAGAGGUUUGGAAAUCUCAAAUAAAUGUGGUGUUUACAGUG